AUGAGGAGCCUCCAGGACUUUUUAAAAUUGCACCUAGAGAGAGAAACAGAAGGAACUGGUCCAAUCGCCUGCCGCUGCCGCCGCUGCUGCAGGAAUUCUCCUCCUUCAUCUCCCUUAAACGUGUUGGGAUCUGAGUGGAGGCUGGAACUCUGGGAACAGAGCGCACAAGUUUCGGAAGGUGUUGGACGGGCUGACCACCUCCUCUCCGGGGGGGACUAUCGGGUCUCCAUCGUGCGGCAGCGCGGCUGGGACUCCCACCGCGGCGCCGACUCCCAAGGAAAUCGACGUCCAAGAGACUCUGUAUCGGAAAACUUUCAGCUGUGUAAGACGGUGCGUCAUGGCUUCCCUUACCAGCCCACUGCUUUGGCCUUUGACCCUGUGCAGAAGAUCCUGGCCAUCGGCUCCAGAUCAGGCGGCGUUCGGAUACUGGGACGACCCGGGGUGGACUGCUUCUGUCAGCAUGAAAGUGGAGCGGCCGUUCUCCAACUGCAGUUUCUCAUCAACGAGGGGGCGUUAGUCACAGCCUGUGCAGAUGACACACUACACCUGUGGAAUCUGCGCCAGAGGAGACCAGCUGUCCUGCAUUCACUCAAGUUCAACAGAGAAAGGAUCACAUUUUGCCACCUUCCCUUUCAGAGUAAAUGGCUGUACGUGGGGACGGAGCGUGGAAACACACACAUUGUCAACAUCGAGUCGUUCAUUUUGUCCGGAUACGUCAUCAUGUGGAACAAGGCCAUCGAACUAUCAACUAAAACUCAUCCAGGACCCGUGGUCCAUCUGAGUGACAGCCCGAAGGAUGAAGGCAAGCUCCUUAUCGGGUUUGAGAGCGGGACGAUUGUACAGUGGGACCUCCGAGGCAAGAAGGCCGACUUCAGAAUCUAUUACGACGAGGCCAUUCAUUCUGUCAGCUGGCAUCACGAAGGAAAGCAGUUCAUGUGCAGUCACUCGGACGGCAGCCUCACCCUGUGGAACCUCCGGAACACCACCAGGCCCUUCCAGGUCACAUUCCCUCACGGAAAGAUACAGAAGGAUGGGAAGAAGGAGUCGUGUAAACCCAUCCUUAAAGUGGAGUACAAGACCUCCAGGAGCAGUGAGCCUUUCGUCAUCUUCUCUGGGGGUCUGUCGUACGAUAAGGCGGGGCGAAGGCCAACGUUAACCAUCAUGCACGGGAAGGCCAUCACUGUGUUGGAGAUGGACUAUCCUAUAGUGGAGUUCAUGGUGCUGUGUGAGACGCCGUACAACAACGAGGUCCAGGAGCCUUAUGCGGUGGUGGUGCUUCUGGAGAAGGACCUCAUUGUGGUGGAUCUCACACAGAGCAAUUUCCCUGUCUUCGAGAACCCCUACCCUAUGGACGUCCAUGAGUCUCCGGUUACGUGCACAGCCUAUUUCGCUGAUUGUCCGCCUGACAUCAUCCCCAUCCUGUACUCGAUAGGAGCCAAACACAAGAAGACCGGCUACAGCCAAAAGGAAUGGCCGAUCGGCGGUGGAACGUGGACAUUAGGCUCCCACACCUACCCAGAGAUUAUCAUCACAGGGCACGCUGACGGAUCAAUCAAGUUUUGGGACGCUUCUGCGAUCACACUACAGAUGCUGUACAAGCUGAAGACCUCCAAGGCCUUCGAGAAGCCGAAGGUGGGCGAGGGCCGGGCCGCUGAGCUGGUGGAGGAGGACCCCUUCGCCGUUCAGAUGGUCAGCUGGUGUCCUCAGAGUCGGAUCUUCUGUGUGGUCGGCAUCUCAGCUCACAUCAUCCUCUAUCGAUUCAGCAAAUACGACGCCAACACCCAGAUUGUGUCAUUAGACGUGCGUCUUCAGUGUGAGUCGGAGGACGUCAUCUCACCAUCGGAGAAUGAGAACAACCCCUGCUUCACAGAACCUGGAUCCCACUCCCCCCAGCCCCAGCCCCCAGCCAGCCCCAGAGGGGGGACACCGGAGGGGCUGAAGGACAGCGGCCCCUGCCUUAAGGUGAAGGACCGGGUUGUCCGGGUUCCCCCCGGCUACCAGGCGGAGCUGGUCAUCCAGCUGCUGUGGGUCGACGGAGAACCACCGCAACAGAUCACCAGCCUGGACAUUAACUCCGCCUACGGCCUUCUGGCGUUUGGGAACUGUAACGGCCUGGCGGUGGUGGACUACCUCCAGAAAACCCUGCUGUUGUGUAUGUCCACCCUGGACCUGUACGGAGCCGCAGACCCCUACCAGCGCCUUACCCGCUCCCCCCGCAGGAACAGACAGUCCACCUCAGAGUUUUGCAUGCGCGGCCUGUCUAACUUUUAUUCAGAUUCAAAGAAAAGGAUCCGUACAUCCUACCAGAGCCUUACUGAACUCUCUGACAACCAGCAGUCCGUCGACAUGGAGAGAAGCAAGUCCCCCACCUCAGUAAAGGGACCCGGCAGAAAGUUAAGUCUGCCCACAGAUCUUAAGACUGAUCUUGAUCAUGUCAAUGGACAUUGCACUAGCCCCACCUCCCAGCCCUGCUCGGCGGGGAAGCCUCGCGUCCCGGUGGGUCCUGAGGGGCCACGGCUUACCCGCAGAGGCCCCGGCCGACCGCCCUUCCGCAAGGCCCAGUCUGCUGCUUGCAUGGAGAUCUCUUUGCCUGUGUCCCACACUGAAGGUUAUGCGUCCAGGAGGGCAAUGCUUCAACAGUUACAUGGAGUUACUAUGUACUCCCACGACGAGCACCACAGCAGCAGCACCACCACCAGCCCCUACUGCUGGACUGACAGAGAAAGUCGUGAAAACUCCUUCAGCCGCUCGCGCAGCUCCAGCGUGUCCAGCAUCGACCGCGACACCAAAGAGGCCGUCACCACGCUGCAGUUCGGAGAGUCCUACGCACGCAAGACGGACGCCCUGCCCACGCCGUGUCUGUGGGUGGGGACCAGCCUAGGCGUGGUCCUGCUCAUCCCCAUGUCCAUCCCCACGGACCAGGAGGAGCGCAUGGACGAACCCGUCACCAUCGGCCCCAGCGGCGCCGUCCUGUUGCUGAAGGGUUCCGUGUUGCGCUUCGGCUUCUUGGACUGCAUGGGCGCUCUCAUCCAGAGCCCCUACGAGGUCUGGAGGGACCUCAACGCCCCCGAGGACCCCGACCGACCCAGGAGGCGCAAGCUGGUGCAUUUCUCGCCGUCGUCCUCGCAGGACGCCUGCGGGGAGGGGCAUCUGGCCGUGGUGUGUUCGGAGAGGCAGGCCAAAGUCUUCUUGAUGCCCUCGCAGUCUUGCCUCUUCGUCCACAACAUCACGGAGUCGUCGUUCGUGCUGCGAGCCGACGUGGUGUCGGUGUGUAACAGCGCGUGCUUGGCCUGCUUCUGCGCCAACGGACACGUCAUGACGCUCAGUUUGCCCAGUCUCAGACCGCUGAUGGACGUCAACUACCUUCCUCUGACCGACAUGCGCAUCGCCAGAACCUUCUGCUUCACCAACGGGGGGCAGGCGCUGUACCUGAGCUCCCCCACAGAGAUCCAGAGGAUCACCUACAGCCAAGAGAUGUGUGACAACCUGCAGGAGAUGCUGGGGGAGCUGUUUACACCCAUAGAAACACCGGAGGCUCAGAACAGAGGCUUUCUGAAGGGCUUUUUUGGAGGAAACGCUCAUACCUUCGACAGAGAAGAGCUGUUCGGCGAGGCGGCGGCUGGGAAGGCGUCUCGGAGUCUGGCCCAGCACAUCCCCGGGCAGGGCGGCGUGGAGGGCAUGAAGGUGGCGGCCGGCGGAGCGGUGGGGGAGCUGGCACGAGCCCGCAUCGCUCUGGAUGAGAGAGGCCAGAGGCUGGGAGAGCUGGAGGAACGAACCGCCCUGAUGAUGACCAGCGCCGAAACCUUCUCCAAACACGCCCACGAGCUGAUGCUGAAGUGCAAGGAUAAGAAGUGGUACCAGUUCUAAGAGCAGGACUCGUGGGUCGCAGCCGCCCUCGGACGGUUCGGAGCUUCGUGCCGGGACAGGGACCUUCACUCUAGAGACGAUGGCACUUCAAAGACAGACUCAAGAGUGACUUUGUCUUUACGACUUCUGGACUGGCUACAUGUACCGCACCGUCACAACGCUGAAGGACAAGGACGAGGGUCGGAUCCUCGUCUUGACGUGUAGUGAAGAAGGACAGGAAACGAGGCGGCAUCGGUAGACGCUGGAGGUGGAGAUGGAGACGUCCGAAAAAAAAAAAAAAAAAAAGUCUGUCCGACGUGUGUGUGAUCGCGUGGAUGCGUGAGUGUGUGAGUGCGACGUGGUUUGGUUUUUCUGGACCUCACUGUGUAGAUACUGAAAAGUUAAGAAACCAACAAGAAAUGCAUGAAAUCAAAAUGGAUGACUAUUAAAAAUAUCCAACUGCCAUAUUAAAAAGCAGCAUGCGACUUUAACAGGAAAUACAAAAAGUUUUAUUUAAUAAUGUAAGCCAACAACAGAAACUAUGAGAAACUUUAUAUUUUUUGAAAUACUGACAAAAAACUAUAUAUAAAAAGGGAAAUGUAUACCCGCAUUGCUAUUAAGCCAAAACUUCUGUUCCUUUUCCCUUUGUUUUUUUUUUUAAAUUACUCCUUUGUUUGUUCUAUAUUUUUUCUUAGUCUCAUCAAAUAUUACUUGACACAAUAUAAAUGCACAUAGUUAGCUUUCUCUACAGACACUAUGAAUAACGCUAAAUCUAUGUUCUUAUGAAUGACUUUGAGCUGCACACUGCAAACACACGUCAGUAGUAUUAACACUUAACCGGGCACAGUCUUCACACUCCUUUAACGUUCUUUUUUUUUUUUUUUUUUUCGGCUGCUGCAACUUUAACAAAAAGACUAUUUCACUCCCCGACUGAGAAGGAAGCAGAACAGAUUGGAAGGAAAACGCUGAAAGACAAAACAUUUUCUGAACAGAGUUUGUAAAUCUAUAUACGAUUCAUGUGCCAUAAAAAGAGAAAAAAAAUCUAAAUGUAUGUCAAACACAGACGGGUGAAUGUUCCCGCUGUGGUCAGAGCUAAUCUGUGGUAGUCGUCAUGUUUCUAUGGAUGAGGUGUAGUUACAGAGUUUGGCCACAGGGGGGCGUUUAUCAAAGUCAACCGAGUCUUCUGCAAAAAAAACAAACACAUGAGGGUGAUUUUUUUGUGUUUUUUAAUUGAAUUUUUGUUUUUUGUUUUUUUGGUUGUCGAUGGUAAAACAUUCGCGUCUCCAGCUGCCUUCGUCAAACGUACACGUCAAAGCGCCGUCGGGCUGUUUUUGCGUGCGAAUCAGCCCUCAACAAGAACUGGGGUGUCAUCCACGAGAAACGAAAGGACGAAAAUGACUCAAUACGUGUUCAGAAAAAUACAAAAAUACAACAAUAAACAAGUCCGAUCUGCUCUGACGCAACAAUAAGAGUCUUUUCGUACUUUUAGGGACACCGCCGCCGAUGAGUCUUAAUCACAAAAGACACUUUCAAAACCUCAGUGCAUCAUGGGAUACGAAACAUGUUUGCGUGCAGGAAAGAGCGCGUCACAUGUUCAAACUGACAAAACCAGGUGACACCCUUUUGUCUUGCUGUAACGUUUUUGUUUUUUUUGUUUUGUUUUGUAUUUUUUCCUCGGUCCUCUUCUCAUGAACACAAGCGAAUGAUUGUUUCUCUGAUGGAUACGAAGAAGGGUCGGCGUCGCGUUCACGUCCACGCAACUGGUUUCUAAUAAUUAGCGAUACGAGGGACGAGUAAGUGUAUUUCUUUCAGUGCUGUUCAGAUGUGAGUCGGUGAAGAAACUAUGUACAUGUGUAAAACAUUUGCAACAACUGGAGGCGAAUCUGUUCUUUUUUUAUUUCCGUUGAAUAUUGUUCUUGAUGACUAUGAUAUUCCCGUGUCGCGGUCCUAUAUUUGAUGGUGACGGCCUCUCAACUGAAGGCUCUUGUAUGUUAAAAACAACAGGUGUUUCAUGAUACAUGGUCGUGUAUCAUAUUGUGAUUGUGUCGUACAUGUCAAUGGGUAGCCACAUGACACAAGGUGACAACAUUCAGUGAGAAGGAUAUUUUGUACUUGUGUAUUUGUCUGUAUUUUUCAAUUGAUCUGAAGAACCAAACCGAGGAAUUAUCGAUAUCCGUCUCUCACGCAUCAGGCCUUGAAAUACGAAGCGUCGCGCCUCGAUCCUGUUGACGUCUUUCCCGCGUAGAAAACACAGUCGUCGCCGCUACGAGGCGUUCCUUAAACUGGAAGUCACCUGAAAUCCAUCAAA
Sphaeramia orbicularis (orbiculate cardinalfish) is the source of this 6154-nucleotide messenger RNA. RefSeq names its product syntaxin binding protein 5L (gene stxbp5l). Gene Ontology annotation, molecular function: GTPase activator activity; syntaxin binding; myosin II binding. The transcript has 30 exons. Gene Ontology annotation, biological process: exocytosis; Golgi to plasma membrane transport. The record is from RefSeq and is a predicted model, not a curated record. Lineage: Eukaryota; Metazoa; Chordata; Actinopteri; Kurtiformes; Apogonidae. The coding region runs from base 1 to 3867 and encodes 1288 amino acids. Gene Ontology annotation, cellular component: plasma membrane; cytoplasm; SNARE complex.